CUCAACUGCAUUGUCUUUGGCCGCAACUCACGCCAUAUUUUCCCAGUCGACAUUGAGCGGACGCAGACUGUUGGUCACCUGAGAAAGGCUAUCAAAGAAGAGAAAAAGCAUGCAUUUAGCGGCGUGGAUGCAGACAGUCUCCAGCUAUGGAAGGUCGACCUGCCUGUUGACGAUACAAUCGAGCACAAUCUUAACAAUCUUACACUUGACCAAACGAAAUCCUUAUCACCUGUGAAGAAAUUGCAAAAAGUUUUUUCUGAGAUACCUGAGGAUGAAUCUCUGCAUGUUGUUAUCCGGGCCCCACCUGCCGUGUCGUCUGAACCACUCCACCUCAACUGCAUUGUCUUGGGCGAUGACCCAAGCCAUAUUUUCCCAAUCAACAUUGCGCAGACGCGCACUGUUGGUGACCUCAAAGAUAUGAUCAAGGAUAAGAAGAAGCGAUAUUUUGACCAUGUUGAUGCUGACAGUCUCAAGUUAUGGAAGGUGAGU
Molecule: messenger RNA, 489 nt
Organism: Suillus fuscotomentosus
Lineage: Eukaryota; Fungi; Basidiomycota; Agaricomycetes; Boletales; Suillaceae
Exons: 3
Source: RefSeq, a predicted model, not a curated record